Messenger RNA from Orbicella faveolata, 1149 nucleotides. RefSeq lists its product as uncharacterized. Gene Ontology annotation, molecular function: calcium ion binding. NCBI's taxonomy places the organism in Eukaryota, Metazoa, Cnidaria, Anthozoa, Scleractinia, Merulinidae. Gene Ontology annotation, cellular component: cytoplasmic vesicle; membrane. The record is from RefSeq and is a predicted model, not a curated record. Gene Ontology annotation, biological process: neuron migration.
AGUGCUCACAGUAUUCCAUUCAGCGCGUCUUCACUGAAGGUUGAUCAACCCACAGAAGUAAUGUUUGAAGUGGAAGCAGAUGCAAGGCCUAUUAAAACUUAUACGACUGGAAACCAACAAACGGCACACACAUUGUCACGCAAGCCACCCAGGAACAGAGAAAUACCGACAGUGUCACGCAGUAAGCUCAAAGGUGGAGGGAGUGAAAUGAAAUCAGCGCCGAAACACAACCCUACGCAUGGCGUGACAGGAAAGACAACACCGGCUAUGUCACGCGAUCACUUAAAAGUUAGACACAAUAAAACGACUUCUGCACCGCCGCAAUUUCAUGGUAAGGACACUAAGGAAAACACUACUGUGGCUGUGUCACGUAGUCCUCUAAGAGUCGAGCACAGGAAAACUACGCAGUCUGUGUCGCGGCAUGCUAAUAAGGGAGAAGCCUCACCAACAGCGAGCAAAACAGCACAGGCGAUUUCACAGAAUGUUCCCAAGAUAGGACAGGAAAAGGCCAAACAAGUUGAAACACUAAAGCCCCCAGUUCCAAGACAAUCACAGAUAAGAGACGAUUUAAAGGGUCCAAGAAGUAUGAAAGUUAGCGCAAGCCCUGCCACGACAGUUGCAUUGUCGAGCACACAGCACGUAUUGAAGAAGCAAACUCUUGCUGAAAACAAAACCAGCGUCGUUUUGAUCAACUCAGAAAAACUUGCACCUUCCUCGCAAAGUAAAGCAACGGCUCACUCGAGGCAACCGCAACCUAGAUUAGCCUCUUCCCUAAUCUUCUAUUCCAAAGCGUCUACUUCAGUCUUUGAAAGUUCUAGUACCUUUGUAACUGGCAAUGUUCCUCAUUUUGAUUCGCAACACACUACGGACGACGCAGUGUCUUGCAGAGACAGCGAAAUAUUGCGAGAUGUUUCUCCUCCAGUCGGACAAGAAACUGCACUGGGGCCUGUACCGGACAUGCGUACUUGUAUUGAGCUAAGUUGUGAUCACGUGGGUGGUGACGUUGCGUACAUGCGCAGCUCGCAGUGCUUUGUGAUCACGUGUCGAAGUCCUGCCUUGUGUCAAACGAAUGAGCUAAGACCUGGUAUUUCAGACAUUAACACGACGGUAGCCUUUCUCAGAAAACGAGGUCAAAAUUCGAAAGGUUAG